GCUCUAUCUCUAUCCUGCAAUAGCGGAACUAUGUCGACCAUGCCUUUGGAGCCUCCCAUGUACCUCAGCUCUCUCCAGAACAACAUCCGAGCUCGGCCCAUCCCAUGGGAGGGAGCAGUUCGAGCUGGCAACAUCACCGAUGAUCAGUUGAAAAAGAUCAAGGCAGUGGACAAGGUUCGCAAAGAUCAGAGACGCCAAACUGUAGAGGGCGAUAUCUCUGGCUAUGUAAGCCUGCUCUCUGGAAGUGCUGACGCCAAGAGCGUUCUGGACUCCGCUUCUAGGAGGACCGAUAUCGUACAGUAUAUCCUUGUGCUGGCAGCGGACUUGAUCAAUGAUGUUCCAGCGCUCUCGUCUGCCCUAAUUGCGCAUCCCGAUCCCUACAAGCCAUUUCUCCCCCUCUUGCGUCAUUCUACGAAUGCCGAGGACCCUAUUCCGUUGCUCACUUCUACCUUCCUGACAAACCUUGUCUCUAUCAGCCUCGUGUCUUCAUCUAAGUCUGCGGUCCGAGAUGAAGAGGCACUUCCACAACUGUACACUUACCUCUCCAGUCUGACUCAAAACCAGGACAGUGGGUUGCAAGACAUUGGUGUCCAGGAGCUGUCCGCGUUGCUUCGUACAUCUAGGUCUCGGGAGAUCUUCUGGAAGCAGAGGGGAGAAACGGUUGACCCCUUGAUCGAGAUUCUACGUGCGGCGACCGGAGGCAAAGAUACCAAUUCCAGCACCGUGGCUGGCAGUUCGCGGGCGAUCGAGCCAGGUCUCUCUGGGGGUGUGGGGCUUCAACUUCUGUAUCGGGUCCUUCUUGUUAUUUGGCAGCUGAGCUUUGAAGGCGCGCUAAUUGGGGAUGACCUUCAAGCGGACCACGAAUUCCUUCAGCUGUAUACUUACCUCCUGCGCCUGUCGCCGAAGGAGAAGACAACACGGCUUCUACUCGCAACUCUCAACAACCUCCUUUCUUCCAACCGCACAACCUUAUUGCCGGUCGCAGUAUUUGUCCGCCUCCCUGCCCUUCUUGCGAACCUCUCGGGUCGUCAUUUGACCGAUCCCGACCUUCUUGAGGAUCUGAAGACUCUCUCUGACAUGCUCGACGAGUACACCAAAACUCAAACUACGUUUGAUCAGUACGCGGCGGAGUUGCAGUCGGGACACCUCCGCUGGUCCCCACCCCACCGUAACCCUACGUUUUGGAAGGACAAUGCCCGUCGCAUCCUGGAUGAUGCUAACCUUCCCAAGAAGCUAGCGGAGAUUAUCUCUAAGGAGUGGGACAAUGACAAGCAGGUUCUCGCGAUUGCCUGUAACGAUGUGGGCCACCUGGUGAAGGAGCUGCCGGGACGACGGGCACAGCUGGAAAGGCUAGGGUUGAAGGCGCGAGUUAUGGGACUGAUGGCCGACAAAGACGAGUCGGUACGUUGGGAGAGUCUGCGAGCAGUGGGCGAGUGGCUUCGGUAUACCUUCGACGACUGA
This is a messenger RNA of Aspergillus bombycis, 1461 nucleotides long. RefSeq names its product H(+)-transporting V1 sector ATPase subunit H. The transcript has 3 exons. The annotation marks the transcript as partial. Gene Ontology annotation, biological process: proton transmembrane transport. The record is from RefSeq and is a predicted model, not a curated record. Gene Ontology annotation, molecular function: proton-transporting ATPase activity, rotational mechanism. Gene Ontology annotation, cellular component: vacuolar proton-transporting V-type ATPase, V1 domain; fungal-type vacuole membrane. Lineage: Eukaryota; Fungi; Ascomycota; Eurotiomycetes; Eurotiales; Aspergillaceae.